Chelonus insularis is the source of this 5203-nucleotide messenger RNA. RefSeq names its product (E3-independent) E2 ubiquitin-conjugating enzyme UBE2O. The transcript is spliced from 4 exons. Lineage: Eukaryota; Metazoa; Arthropoda; Insecta; Hymenoptera; Braconidae. The record is from RefSeq and is a predicted model, not a curated record. Bases 323 to 4153 code for a protein of 1276 amino acids. Gene Ontology annotation, molecular function: ubiquitin conjugating enzyme activity.
UUUGGCGGUUUUAAAUUCAUAUCGGCAUCUGCGCAUGAGGCAGUGCGCACUAACCUCUAUUCAGCUCGACACACAAGUCGUCGUCGUCGGCCGAUCCUAGUGAUAAGAAGUUAAGCAAUAAGAAAAAAAAGAAAAAAUCGUAAAAGCCACGAAAAACGACAGUGUCAAUCAUAAUCGUUAUAAAAUAAUCAAAAUAUUAGAAAAAUAUAGAGAUAAUAAAUAAAAAAGUUCCUCACUUAGUAUACCGAGACGACGUGGCGGAGCUGACGAGGGUGCUUGUGAAUGUGCGAGAGCUUGUCUCCGCAGUGGUUGGUUGUAAAAGAUGGCCACGAAUAGCACCACUGAAUGUCAGUACUUUCAUGAAGACAUAGUCUACCGGGUAGAUAAAAAAGGCAAUGUCGAAUUUGGGAUUGUUAUGGAAAAUGAUGACCAAGAUAUGUCAGAGGAGAGUGAAGACAGCGAAGGUGGACCAAAAAGGAAGAAAGGCGAGAUCCGCGUGGUCUGGCAUCCUUCUGGCAUCAAGGAGCUCAUUAAUUCAAAGAAGGUUCAUUUGGCAGAUAGAUCUCUGAUGCCUGGAGACGUAGUUCGAAGAAUGAUCAAAGGAAAAGAUACUCAAAGGGGAUAUUGUCGUGACAUCGAGUUGACAGCUUGUGUUCAAGUAAUCGGGACAAAACAAGUCUUGACAAACAUCAAAAGUGAAGAUCUGACUCCAUUAGAAGAAUUCGGGGCUGACAUUGCAGUUUGUAUGGAUUCUUGGGUUGGAGCAAUAAGGAUGGUUCAUUUCAAGCUUUGGUUAGCCACUCCGGAUGGUUCUCGAUGUGUGAUUAAUGAAAUGGAUGCUCAGGGGCUUGCUCAUUUCGAAGAAAAACGUGAUCAUGACAAUGAUUUUCCUCAUUCUUCCGAGUUCUAUCCAGGUCAAUGUCUCUGGGGUCCAGUUCAGUGUUUAGAAGAUGCCGAAUGGAUUACGUGUACUAAAGAGAUGAUGGCUAAACGUAAAUUUAAACCACAAAAAAUAACAAAAGUGAUAGUACAAGAAAUUGAAGCAGAUUGGGUUGGAGUUCACUGGCAAUGUCGAGCUUAUAGCAAAGAUGGUGCUUGGUCAGAUCAAGCCCAGCCUAAAUUCUUGGUUGAAGGUUCAGAUUUGAAAAAACUUAAACUUCUAAAUGUUUUCGAACCUUCAACUUUACAAGUUGGUGAUCGAGAUUUUUAUGUUUAUAAAGGGACUGAAAAUGUGAUAACUCGAGAACAAUGGCGUAAACAACAACGAGAAUUAUUUCAAGUUCCUAAACCAAGUCCUAGAAAAUCACGAUCCAAUGUUAAACCUGAAGAAAAAGUAAAAAAAGAAAAGGAAAAAGAUGGUGAAAAAUCUCGUGAUUCGAGUACUCAAAAUGUGAAUGGCAAUAAUUUAGUACCACCAAGUCAAGCAACUAAUACUGAUAGCUCAGAUGAUUGGGAUACAGAAGAUACUGGAUCUCAAAGUGACAGUGCAUCAAUGUCCAGUGGAGGCUCUAGUAUGUCUUCAGUUGGAAAAAAAAAGAAAGGACCGGCUUUAAUGACUAAAGUAUUGAAGAAAAAAAAAUUAGUCAAAGCUAAAAGGAAAAUUCCACCACCUCCUUUAGUUGCUGGAUCAACUCUUGUCGUAGAAACAUUAUCAACAAAUACCAAAGCUAAUGUAGUCUGGCAGGAUGGAUCUGUAGAGUUGGGGAUUCCGUCAACACAAUUAUAUCCCAUUCAUCACUUAGAUGAUAAAGAAUUUUUCCCCGGAGACUUCGUUGUUGAUCAAAAAGAGGAGUCAAGAAUGUAUGGAGUAGUUCAAAGUGUAGAUCAUCAAGGAAGAACUGCUAAAAUAAAAUGGUUCAAGACGUAUACGUCUAGUCAAAGCCCUCAGCCUACAUUAUUAGAAGAACGAGAAGUUUCAGUAUAUGAUUUGAAGGAUCAUCCUGAUUUCCAAUAUCGCCCAGGAACAUUAGUGAUUCGGAUUGCUAAUUUCGAAGGAGAAGAUUCUGGUUGCACUGCUGGACAAGUACUAGAUAACUAUCCAGAAGGUAGAGUGAAAGUUUGGUGGGUUGAUGGUCAUAUAAGUAUGUGUUGGCCCCAAGAUUUAUAUAAAGUUGGUGAAUAUGAUAGUGAUGAAGGAGAAUUGUGGGAUGAAGUGUCAUCAGAUGCAUCGUGGGAAACUGAAUUAGAAGACUGUUUUAUUGCUGAUAAUGAUGGGAGUGAACAAACCGAAAAUAUUAAGCCAAAGCUUGCUGCUCAUAUUGAAAGAGCUAGAAUAGCAAUGUCAAGAUUAGAAGAAAUUUUUACUCAAAAUCCAUCUCUACAAACUACCGAAGUGAUGCGGAAACUUCUAGAAGUCUAUAAAGACUGUAGGUAUAUGGAUAAAUUAAUGGGAACGUCUUUUUUCCAUGAGAGCAAUUUCCAAGGACUUCUAGAACGUGUGAGAGAACGAGGAAGAGCUAAUGUAGCUCAAAGAAUGGCUGAUCAAGUUAAUAGAUUAUUUACUCAUCAAUCAGGUGGCUCAGAAUCUGGUGAAGAAGUCGCAGACAAUACUAAUAUUCAAACUGCUGUUGGAACGCUAGAAAAAAUUGCGACAAAGAUUUCAGAUACGGUCGAAUCUGCUGAAAGUAAUCCCGUUGAAAAAGUGAAGGUGAAAAAAGAAGAAAAUCUUUUCAUUAAUGUCAAUCCUCACCCCGAAGAUUCAGGAUUGUUUUCUGCUGAAAAUUCUAAAAAAGAAUCUGGCUCUAGUGAAUCUAGUGGUGAAUUUCCACUGUCAGAUGAUGCAAAUCCCGAUCGUUUAUUUACAAUAGAAAGCCUCGAACAUGAUAAUGUCAAUAAGAAAUCUCAAGAAGUAUUUUCCAAUUCCCAUGUAGCCAACUCUCAUGUCUGUGUGAAAUUAUGUACUUUAAUGAAAGCUCAAUUAUUGUUAGCUCAUGCUGAAGUGUCUAAAAGAUAUGGACUAGCACGUAUGUCAUUGUCAGAUGCAGCGAAAAAUGGAUCUCCAAUGAAAAAGAAGAAAGAGGAGGAAAAACGUGUUGAACCUCUUCUCGACUCUUCAUCCGAGAGUAAUAUAGAAAUUCCUCCACCUGUUUAUAAUGAUGGAGAAGGUUUUUCAAUAGAAGAAAGUGCACCUGAUAAUCACAAAUUCAAGUUAACUAUGUUCCAACCUACUGAUCCUGCUAAUUUCUUUAGAACAGUUUCUAAAGAAUUAAAACUACUUCGAAGUUCUUUACCACCAGGAGUAUGGGUGAAAGGUUACGAAGACAGGAUAGAUUUAUACUCUGUGAUGUUUUGUGGUCCAGAAAAAACUCCUUACGAAGAUGGAUUGUUUUUAUUCGACUUCCAAUUGUCUGCAGAUUAUCCUGCUGCUCCGCCAUUAUGUCAUUACAUUUCUUAUUGUAGUGAUAGGUUGAAUCCUAAUCUCUAUGAAGAUGGUAAAGUCUGUGUGAGUCUUUUAGGUACUUGGUCAGGACGAGGUACUGAAGUGUGGACAAGUUCUUCAACAUUACUACAAGUUAUUGUCUCAAUCCAAGGUCUUAUUCUCGUUGCUGAACCGUAUUUUAAUGAGGCAGGAUUUGAAAAGCAAAAAGGAUCUCAGCAAGGAAGAGAAAAUUCACGCAUGUAUAAUGAAAUGGUUGUUUUAAAGCUUGUUCAAGCUCAGACUAAACUUCUUCAAUAUCCACCAUCAGUAUUUAAAGACGCAAUUAUUAGGCACUUCAAAAAGAAUGCGCAAAAAUUAUUAACAAGACUUGAUAUGUGGAUGGAAAUAUCGGAAAUACAUAAUAAUCAACAUCCUUUGUCACCAUUAUCUCCAACAUCAUUUAAAGACUUUGCACAAAUUGAUAAAAAACUUCUGCCAGAGUUUCCUCUAGUUCCUGCAUCACGAGGCUUCUGUAUAACUUUAAGGAAAACUCUAGCAACAUUCAAGCAAGUUCUCAUCAAAGAAGGAAUUCUGGAAGGACUACAAUUUUCAGAAAGUGUAUCAGAGAGCAAUAUUAAAUCUCCAGACUCAAAGGGUGAGACUUCAAAGGAUUUAGAGUUGAAAGAAAAUUUUAUCAAUUCAUCUCACACAGAAAUUUAUCAUGAUUCAACGAGUCAUGAGUUAGUUAAUGCAAGCGAAACGAAAAAUAAUAUUGUUGAGAAGAAUUCCAGCUAGCCACAAGGUAAAUUUAAACGUUUAGCUUAUAAAAAUCAUGCGGCUAUUCGGUAAUAAUUAAAAUAACUAACAUAAUACAUAAGUAGAACAAAUGAGAGAGAACAAAAAAAAAACGUAACUUCUUGCAUUAAUUAUUCAAUAAAAUAAAAAAUUGUAAAAUUAUCGGACUUUACUGACAAAAAAAAACUAAAAAAGCUCUCUUGCUUUUUCUCUCCCUUUUUCUUUUCUGCUCUCUUUCUUUCUUCCUCUGAUUCAUAUACACAUAACUCUAGUUAGGCCGUAAAAUUUUAAUUACGUAGUAUAAAUAGAUAAUAAUUUAUGAAGAACAAAAUAUUGAUAAUAAUUAUUAAUUAUUAAUAAGAAAAUACUCAACCAUCUUCAAAUAGAUAGAGAGUUCGUGCACACGUAGCACUAGUCUACGAUUAAACAUGAAAAAAAAAUCGCUAAGCUUUUUAGAUAUUGAUACUUCAACUAGGGAAUAUUAAUUAUUAAUCAUAAACAACAAAUUAUAAUAAAUGAUGAUAAAAGUUACAAUGUAAUAGAAUUUUGUGUUCUGAAGAGAAAGAGGGAGAGAGAGAGAGAGAGAGAGGAAAGUGGGAAAAAUAAAUAAUCUCUUUAGCAAUACGUUUGAGUCCAGUGGCUCAAAUAUUUCUCGUGAUAAGUUUUAGCAAGGAAAUGAAUUAACCAAAAAAUAGAAAAAAGAGGUAUUAUUAAAACACUAAAAGGCAUAUUUGCAAUAAUAAAUAAAUAAAUAAAAACUGUAGUAGGCUGAAUCUCUUUAACUAUUUUUUAUUUUUUCGAGUUGAAGAGAUAAAUUUACAAAAAUAACACCGUUAAAAACACCGAAGUCAUUAUAUGCCAUCCAAUAAGAAACAUAUUUAUUAAAAAUUUAUUCCAAGUGGAGUUUCUAGGGUGCGUAGGGCAUAGCUUUAGACAAAUAAAUUAUUAUACGCGAGUAUACGUAAAUAUGUUUAUAAAACGUUAAAAAAUUGAAUUUUAAUUAAUCGCGUCAGAGAAAUAAUUAUGAAAAAUAAUGUUGAAUUUUUUCAA